GAAUUGUUUUUGACUUGCAGAAGAGAGCGAAGAGAAAAUAAGACUGAUUGUGUAGAUGUAGUUAAUCUAUGAACUGCUAGAAAGUACAGUUGUAUAUUUGUUUGUAAAUAAUGUAAAGAUGAAUCAUGUAAUUAUAAAGUACAAUCACAACCGUAAUAAAUGCGAUGUGUUCAAUCAAUAAACAUUAUUAUUUGGACAAGUACAGCUUUUGAAUCCUAUAGGAUCUAUUUCAAAGUUUAAACUUUUUUCUACUCCCUUCUAUUUAAUAGUACAUGUGUACUUACGUCAAGUUCCUUUUCUCAAAUUUGAAUAGCAUCAUGUCACCAACGCUUUUCCAGAUCUGCUUUUUACUCUUAUAUCUUGCGAAAAUAGCUAUAGCCAAAGAAUGUCGCUUUAUAUAUGAAAAUGGGGAUAUCAAAUAUUUUCACUGCAGUGUUUAUGAAUACUGCUGUGGUACAAUGUGCUGUCGAACCCCUGCGAUGACAUUUUACCAGAUGUGGUACUUCUGGUUAAUGGUAUUUCUCACAAUUCUUUUCUGCUCCGGGGGUGGAUGGUGGUACAAAAUAAGGAACCAUGAAGGGUUCAUGAGUCAUUCCAAUGCGUCUCGAGUCAUGCCUCCUCAAUUAGCUUCUUAUUAUGGACCCGCAAGAGGACAAGGCUAUACGCAAGCUAGCACAUACCCACAGCCAGCUGCUGCUUAUCCACAGACUGCUCCUUUAUCUCCAAAUAGCCAAUACCCCCCACCUCCCCCUUACUAUGGACCACCUCCCAGCUAUGACACAGUUGUCAAUCAGGGCAGGCAGGGUUGAUUUUUCUUUCUUGGAGAGAGAUUUUUAUCUGUAUAUUAUGUUCUUCUACAACUUUUAAGCAUUUAUCACUGUUUGUGAAAUUUACUAUGUUUAAAAAUGUUUAAUAAAUAUCAUGCAUCAUUCA
This is a messenger RNA of Argiope bruennichi, 933 nucleotides long. Its product is annotated as vesicular, overexpressed in cancer, prosurvival protein 1-like. Bases 273 to 809 code for a protein of 178 amino acids. The transcript has 5 exons. NCBI's taxonomy places the organism in Eukaryota, Metazoa, Arthropoda, Arachnida, Araneae, Araneidae. Gene Ontology annotation, cellular component: cytoplasmic vesicle membrane. The record is from RefSeq and is a predicted model, not a curated record.